AGAUACUUCUCCUACUUGUCAAAAGAGAGGCGUGAUAUUCACUGCUGCUUGCUGCUGGAUAAUUAGAUACAAAUGUAACAUUACACGUCAAUUUUCCUAUACCUACGUCUCUCUUUUGCUAGAGCCAAGUGUGUUUGUAGACGUGUAACGUUACAACCGCAGCGCGCGCUACGUUUGAGGAAGCUAGCUAACGCAGAAUUAAGUCCAAAACAGUUUGAUGUGGCGUCGCUUAUGAACACUGUCAGAUACAGGGUGAAGCGACACUUCUAGAACGUCUCAGUUAGAUAGGCCCACCACUGUGUGAAACGAAGGUAGCGUUAACCCAGGACAGCUUGAUACAGAGCUGCGAACACUGAACAAAAAGUUGGAUCCAGUUGAACCAGCUAUAUUGUGGGCUGAAGUGUAGUACAAGGCAGAGAAGAUGAUGGAAGAAAGUGGGAUUGAGACUACACCUCCUGCCAGCCCUACACCUCUGACUGUGGCGGCGACAGUCAGUGCCCCUCCAAUGACCAAAGGUCUGUCCAGCCCUCUGUCCCUUCCUGGCACCAUCGGUUGCCCCUCGGUCUCCACCGCUCUGGCCCCUGUUCCUUCCCUCCCUGCGUUCAGCAGCCCCCUAGCCGCACACCCCUCACUGUCCUCCCACUUCCCUCCUUCCUCCACCCUUGCCUCCCCCUUCACGAGCAGCUCUCACUUUCCUCCUUCCAUCUCCCCCUCUCUGCCUCCCCUAGCCUCCUCCAUUGGACCUCCUCCCCUGUCGGCCCCUCCCUCGGGCCCACCUAUGUCCACCUUCUCCAUGAGUGCAGGAUAUGACAUCACGCGGGGCCAUGCCGGUCGAACGCCACAGACUCCAUUGAUGCCAACAUUCUCCGGUCCUACCGCCAUGCCAGGUGUAGUGCCAAACCCCAUGGUGCAGCAGCCAGCCAUGACAGGAGGAUUUGAUACGGGAUCUCCCAUCACUUUCCCCAUGGAGCCGGAGGACCCCAGGGGGCCUGAACACACCAACACUGGUGGAGGCAUCUGGGGCUUUUUCAAGGGAGUAGCAGGUAACCCUGUGGUGAAGACGGUCCUGGACAAAACCAAGCACUCUGUGGAGUCCAUGAUCACCACUCUGGAUCCCGGCAUGGCUCCAUACAUCAAGUCUGGCGGGGACAUCGACAUUGUGGUGACUUCAGAUAAGGAGGUCAAUGUGGAGGCAGUCAGAGAUGCCUUCCAGGAGGUUUUUGGGAUGGCCUUGGUCACCGGAGAGCCCGGUCAGUCCAACAUCGCCCCGCAGCCUGUGGGCUACGCAGCCGGUGUCAAGGGGGCUCAGGAGCGCAUCGACAGCCUGCGUCGAGCCGGUGUGAUCCACGAGAAGCAGCCAGUGGUCUCUUUGGAAAACUUCAUCGCUGAGCUGUUUUCCGACAGGUGGUUUGACAUCGGCUGUCUGAUCUUGGAGGACCCCGGUCACAGCAUUCACAUUGAGGUCUUCACUCAGGCAACUCCUCUGGCUCUGGAUCAUGUCCAGCAGGCUCAGUCCUUGACCCCUCCUGACUACAGCCUGCGCUGGUCAGGUCUCAUUGUUACAGUGGGCGAGGUUCUGGAGCGCAGCGUACCCAACAUCAACAGAACAGACUGGCACCGGGCCGUGACGGGCAUGACCCAGCGGCAAAUGAUCCAGAGCGCUGCCAAAGCUCUGGCUGGACUCUACAAACAGCAGCUGCCACCCAGGACUGUGUGAGGCUGACUGGUUCCAGUGUCGGUCACGUACUGGGAGGAGGUGGAGACGCGCCGGAGGAAGAAACCAGCUGAUGGGACAGCAGGGUUCCUCGUGUCUCCCCAUGCAUCCUCCGUCUGCCCUUGCAGGGCAAAGCCAAAUGCACAUUUCUUUUGAAGAUGUUACCGUUUCUGCUCACAGAUGUUUCCUGACAUUCCAACAUGUCAGCAGGGUUAAGGCCGUCAGAUAUCAGGUCAAUACUCACCUACUCAGGCUUCAAAGAACGAACUAAUCAUCUCGUCACCCUCUCUAAAAGAUUACACAUCGUGUAACAUUCAUGUGAUAUUCAUAUCGACAACCUUAACACACCUAGUUUUCUCCUUUUUGUUUCUGAACGCUCAUGGUUAUUGUAGAGACUAUUACAUGGACUGUGUUCUAUAUACUAGAGGUCAUCACAGAUCCAACAGUUUACUACUAAUUCUACAGACCUGAACACAGAGAGAACACCAACACUUGUAGAGACGUGUAGAAAAACACCCUCACCCAAUUACUCUGAAUAUAAUGUGGACCGGGCCUUAGGUUGGCCCAUGGAUACUAGGUACUGACCUGUGACGUCCUCAUUAUAUUCUGUAAGGCCCCGAUUCCACCGAGAAACCUGUCGCCUGCAGAACCAUUGUUUUUCUAUUGACCUGGCGUGUGCUCCUCUCUCGCGCCUAGCGUUUUAAGAAUGUAAGUAUUUUAAACUUUUCAGCUCAGAGUCGCAGUGCACGUUAAUGUCACACUUGGCCCAGGCAGCCAAUAAUAUCGAGCAAGAGGCGGGCUUUACUACUUUACCACUGCCUUCCUGUUUUGAUGCCGGUAGAUUCUAUAGGAACAGACAAAUGCAGAUGGAAGGUUGAUAUUAAUGUUUUUUUUUUUUGUUUUUUUAUUUACAGUGAAUUGUAUAAUUCUUCCCCUCUCCUCAUACAACAGCAA
Anarrhichthys ocellatus (wolf-eel) is the source of this 2668-nucleotide messenger RNA. It is a transcript of the gene prrc1, whose product is annotated as proline-rich coiled-coil 1. NCBI's taxonomy places the organism in Eukaryota, Metazoa, Chordata, Actinopteri, Perciformes, Anarhichadidae. Gene Ontology annotation, molecular function: protein kinase A regulatory subunit binding. Gene Ontology annotation, biological process: activation of protein kinase A activity. The record is from RefSeq and is a predicted model, not a curated record. Bases 422 to 1717 code for a protein of 431 amino acids. Gene Ontology annotation, cellular component: cytoplasm. The transcript has 9 exons.